AUGGAAGAAUUUUUUGCCCAAUACCCUCGAUUUCACUAUGAUAAAACUGUACCGGUUUGGGAUGAGUUCAGACUGUUGUGCAAGCAUCAAAAAUGGGAUAAAAAAAGUUACGAGAUGCGUCAAGCCCGACGUAAAUUCAAGGAUGCCAUGAUAUCAGAGUUCGGAAGAAUAUAUGGUAACGACAACACAUCAUUGUCGUCGUGGCAGAAGCUUUGUCGCGUUCUCAGAAUUCGCCCUGUACCUGAUGACAUCGAUGCUUGCCGCAAGAAAGUUUCUUCGGUACAUGUUAAUCUCGUUGAUCUGGUGGAUUGUCAACGGACUGGCAAGCGCAUUCGUAUAUUUCCGAGCCUCGAAGCCCUUCAGCAGUACACUAAGUCUAGAGAAAAGUUCUUCCCAAGAGAUGAAGCUAAGGCACAGGGCCCCUUGAGAUAUUUAUUGAGGGAGAUAUUGUGA
Daldinia childiae is the source of this 453-nucleotide messenger RNA. RefSeq lists its product as uncharacterized. Bases 1 to 453 code for a protein of 150 amino acids. The transcript is spliced from 2 exons. The record is from RefSeq and is a predicted model, not a curated record. NCBI's taxonomy places the organism in Eukaryota, Fungi, Ascomycota, Sordariomycetes, Xylariales, Hypoxylaceae.